Neoarthrinium moseri is the source of this 1365-nucleotide messenger RNA. RefSeq lists its product as uncharacterized. The transcript has a single exon. The record is from RefSeq and is a predicted model, not a curated record. Lineage: Eukaryota; Fungi; Ascomycota; Sordariomycetes; Amphisphaeriales; Apiosporaceae. Bases 1 to 1365 code for a protein of 454 amino acids.
AUGGAGUAUGCCGAGGUUCGCACUAUCCUCAAGAUGACUGGAUCCAAGGAGUCCAAGUACUUCAAAGAGAGAGUGGCUGCUGAACAUCGCCUUCUGGACCAGAGAGAUCUCCUUGAGGUUUCCCAAGGAACUCUGCGAGGGAAGUACUGCCUUUUGAAAGCGAUCAUCAGCAGGAAGUUAAGAGUUUGGAACGCCACCAUCCAAGAAAAUGUCCUUUUUUCAUAUCGUAAAGCCCGCGGGAAGCUUGUUACGCUUUUUGGGGUGCGGGCCGGACAGGUCUUGGAUGAAACUCUGAAUGUCAUCGAGAAAGCUGCUAGGGUAUUUUGGAAGUCGCUUUUUAGUCGCUCUAUCUCCGGAGUAUUUACCUGGCUACUCACAGUACUGACUUUUGGCUCGAUCCUUGUCUGGCUCUGCCUGACUUUCCGUGAUUCUCAGAUGCUUGAGACAGGGGCUGGGUCCGUCAAGGUCCUCGAUAUCAACCGAGUUGUCCGCCAGGUUUACGACGGCUUAAUGACACAAUACGACAACACCAACUGGGUUCGCGAGGACAUCUUACAGAGUAGCCUGCCCCGAAAGGGAAAAAUUAUUCCCCAAGUCGACAUUGUGAUAAACAGAACAAGAAUCACGGCACGCAAGAUCAGAGAGUUUGGGUUCCAUGUCAAAAACAUGGGUACAGCGUUGGAGUUGGAGCAAAGCAGCAUUCUUAUGCAGCUCGAGGAUAAUUCGAUGACAGUAAAAAACAUCUUUUCAUUAUUUUCCUACUCAUUACGCUACGGUUCAAUAAGCCGUGACCUUAUCAACUUCCUCGAGGCUCCAUCGGAAGCUGCGCUUCGCCAGGCUUGGCUCGAUGCUCUACAGGUUGCAGCUGGUACAUUGGACGAACUGAUCCAAGAGAGCAACGACCUAUACGAUAACCUCCAUGACUUAUGGGCCCAAACCAAUGGCCUGCAAAAUUUUCUCCGUGGGGACAAGCAAACUCUGGAAAAACACCGCGUCAAGUAUGCAGGAUCGUUCAUAUACCAGUGGGGCCUCCUUGAGGACCCAGUGCCUGGUCUUGACCGAGACAUUAGCAUGGUCGAAAGCUUUUUGCCAGGGUUACUGACCUUCAAGCAUCACGUCAGCGUUAUACGGAGCGCGAUGUAUGAGACAAGAGAAUCUUUUGGGAAAUUCAAGAAAAAUGCGAUCACACAGCAAGCGCAAUGGACGCCACACUUGUGGAGAUCAAGAUUCUACGAAAACAGAAAGCAACUCAAACAUGACCUGGAAAUUCUAACCGUAUCCAUUAACAGUUACCUAAAUCCACUUCAAACAACACCCCUUCCACAUUCUCAACCUGAUGGUGCGCGUAUCCGCUCGAGCCCAUGA